Penicillium olsonii is the source of this 1473-nucleotide messenger RNA. NCBI's taxonomy places the organism in Eukaryota, Fungi, Ascomycota, Eurotiomycetes, Eurotiales, Aspergillaceae. The record is from the annotation of a GenBank genome assembly.
AUGCAGUGUGACCGACUGGAGCCCGUCUGUUCGCAGUGCAAGCGAGCGGGAAAACCAUGCGGUGGUUAUCGGGAUCUGAGCUCUCUUAUGUUUCGCAGUGAAAAUGAGAGGGCGGCUCAACUCAGUGCCGAAGCGAAGGCCAAAUCAAGAGCCCGUCGCAGACUGGACGCUCUAGACUCGAUAUCCACUAAAGCCGAUGCAGUGGAAUCCCCAACGUCAUCCAGCAUUGUCGCCAUCUCCACUCCCCUAGAAGACCAGGGUCUGAGGUUCUUUAUUAAUCGCUUUGUGACGCCGAUGCCCAUCAGGGUGGGGGGCCAUCUUCAGGUACAUAAUGUGCAGGACUCUCCUUUUUUCCGGCAUAUUAAUUACGAUCCAAAUAUUCGGGAUGCGGUCGUCUCGGUGGGCCUGGCCGCCAUAGCCAACGUUAACCGUGACAGCUCGCUGCGGAUCCUUUCAAGGGAGAAGCAUGCACAAGUCAUCAAGGCCGUGCGAGAAGCAGUUAGCGACCCCACCCAGGCUAAUCCAGAUCGGACGUUCCCGUUGAUUGUCAUGUUAAGUCUAUAUGAGAUGGUGAGCUGCGCUCCCAACCAACUGGAUUCGUGGAUGGUUCAUCUAGACGGUGCCGCUGCGUUGCUCAAGCAAUCGGCAUUUCGCAAAUUCCUGACAGCUUCAGACCAGAGAGCCCAACUGGGAUUCUACUUUGUGUCGAUAGUCAAGUAUUUCUCUCGCAGAGAUGGCAACCCGGAUGCAUUGCAUUGGUCCCGGGAAUACAUGGCUGAUGCCCCGUCGGAGGUGUUACCCGCAGUCAAUCUCAUUGACAUACUGAUCAGAUUCAUGAGAUACGAUGCCUCUAUGCGACACACAAUCCCCAAUCCUAGGGCAAUCAUCAGUUCCGCACUGAUGUUCGAGGCCGAGCUUCGGGACUGGGAGUCCAGCUUACCGGCGAGCUGGGCUUUUGAGGCCCGAACCUCCGACGCUCAUUCCCGGACCUUUUACGGCCAGUACCACGUAUACAAGGACGCAUGGGUCUCCCGAAUCUACAACCACUAUCGCUGGACAAGACUACUUUUCAAUGAAAUGGUGGUAUCCACAAUAUCAACCCUGGCUCAGCCCACGCCGAAAGAUGCACUCCAGCGAACACAGUCAUUGGAAACGAUUUCGUCCAUGGCUGUUGGCAUAUGCACCGGGGCUGUAAGCCAUGAGGCUUUAUCUCAGAGGGGGCACACUGCUGAUAGCGCAUCGAACCUCCCACCCUUGAAUGGCAUUUUCAUGAUGCUUUUCCCGUUGGCAGUGGCGGGAGGGGCUGCGGGGACUCCAGAUCAUGUCCAUGCUUGGGUGGUCGGGACGCUUGAGCAGAUAGGAUGUACUAUGGGAAUUCAACGUGCGUUUGAGAUGAUUCCCCAGCUGAAACGAUCUCAUGCGAAAUGGAAAAAUGAAGAGAGCCUAUGGCAGGAAGCACAUACAUGUUUAUAG